UACCGUCCAAGAGCGCCUCGUUUAGCCUGUAAUUUGCUCAAACACCAGCAAGCUCUCGUGCCAGAAACAUCCGUCAGAGCCGCGGAGCUCUGGCUUGUCGGAGUCUCGAGUACGCGCCAAACGGUCCUUGGGCUCCAGUUUCCGUCACGUUUUUCGUUUACCUUUUUUUUUUUCAAUCUCGAGGAGCCUCUGCGUAUUCGAGCAAUCGCGUGACGCGCGGUGAACCUCGAUGGAGAGACGCGGUCGCGCGGUGCCAGUGAGUGACGCGAGAAUCGGCUGACUGUGUCGCGGUAUCGCGUGGGUGACGACAUCACCACGACGCUCGGGGAUCAUCGUGGACUUGGUGAUCCCUAGGUGACAAUUCCGCGCGAGCGAGGUGAACGAUGAGUAGCGGUGAUCGUAGUGCUGGGAACCGACUAGUGAUCCAGAGAUACGCGGCGAGAUCGUUGGACAUGGUGCUCUAUCAGUAAUCUCGAGAGGAGAGAAAGCUGAUACGAGAAUACGACACGACCGUGACGGUAUCCGAGACCAGGAGUUAUCAGUGUGUUCGAGAGUGAGUUCCGAGUGUUCGCGGGAGAUAACCUCGGCGCGUCGAGGUCGGCCAGGCUACAGAGGUCUCGGUCCGUCGAAGUAGGCCUGCGUCUAGGUGGUCGCAGGGAUGCGGCGGACUUGACUCGAGCCAACUGCGACAAGUCCGGUCCGUCCUGCCCAAUUGGGAGAAUCCGUGAGCCAAGCGUACGAUAAUCGUACGAUGAUGCCGCUCGCGCCGACGCCAAUCGUUCCGGUGCCCUCGAAGCCGAAGAUCGGCUUCAGCAUCGACUCGAUCGUCGGCGGCGGUGGACAGGGUCGCGAGGACCGAUUGGACCGGCUGGAACGCGUCGAGAUCGAGAGGGACGAUGGGAGCCCGAUGGACGUGGAAGGGUCCUCGUCGCCACGGAGUCGUCGGGUCACCGCGAGAUCGCCGGGUGCUCAUUCGGAGGGCUCCGACCGGCCCGUGUCGCGGAGCUCCUCCGUCGAGUCGUACCCCAACUCGCGGAGGACCCCCUCGCACCCUGGGAGCCUGCAUCACCAUCACGCGAACCAUCACGGCCAUCAUCAUCACCUGUCCGCCGCGACGCACUUGGACUUUGGUCGGACGACCGUCCACAGCCACAGCGGCGGGUCCACUCCCAACAACAGCCCGAGUCCGCCUCACAGGAUAUCCCACGGCGACUCUCCCGUCGGUGCCCAUCCCCAGCCGCCGCCAGGAGUCGUCAGACCGAGUCCCAACUAUCUAGCGCCGCCACCAGGUGCGGCCACCGCGGCCGCAGUCGCCGCCGAACAGUUGAAGUCCCUCUAUGGGCUGCCUGGACACGGGCCCACCGGGCCCCAAACGGGCCAAAACGAGUAUCACACCCAACAGUUGGCCCUGGCUGCGAAUUUGGCCGCGGCCCAGCACUUCCAAGCGGCGAACCUCGCCGUGGCCCUUCAGGCGCACCACGGAGCGUCGCCGCAUGGCCCGCCGCACGGACCCUAUCCUCACGGCGGUGCAGCUCCAGGUGGACCUCAUCCUCCGCCUCAUCCUCAUCAACCACCCAGAGACAGUUACCCGCUCUACCCAUGGCUGCUCUCCAGGCACGGACGGAUCUUCCCUCACAGAUUUCCCGGAGGCCCAGACAUACCAGGGUUCCUCCUGCAGCCGUUCAGGAAACCGAAGAGAAUAAGGACAGCCUUCAGUCCCAGCCAAUUGCUGAAGCUCGAGCACGCAUUUGAGAAAAAUCACUACGUGGUCGGCGCUGAAAGGAAGCAGCUGGCGCAGGCGCUCUCGCUGACGGAAACACAGAAGACGUAA
Messenger RNA from Hylaeus anthracinus, 1831 nucleotides. RefSeq names its product homeotic protein empty spiracles-like. The record is from RefSeq and is a predicted model, not a curated record. Gene Ontology annotation, biological process: brain development; neuron differentiation; central nervous system development. The transcript is spliced from 3 exons. Gene Ontology annotation, molecular function: DNA binding. NCBI's taxonomy places the organism in Eukaryota, Metazoa, Arthropoda, Insecta, Hymenoptera, Colletidae. Bases 752 to 1831 code for a protein of 359 amino acids.